GCAAGCGUUGUUGCUGAGUCAGCACAAAUCCAGCUGGAGCGGAGACGACGGCAACGAAAGACAAACAACACAAGCAGCAUCUCAACCAGCAGCCACCACCCACUGUCUCAGUGUCCUGGGACUGGUUCCUCAUCUCAAGUGAGACUGAGUUGAAGCGAACGCUUACUGUGUAGAGUGCGUGGCGUUCCUUCUCCCUCUCUUUCAGGCCACCACAGUACAGAGCACACAACACGCAGUACGCGCAACACACACACAAGUGCACGAAGUAUCAUCAUGUCACGGUUCAAGUCGCCUCGCAAGUCGUCGUCCUCCACCGCUGCGCCUCUGUCAGCCACAAGCAAUGGCGCCGGCUCAAGCGCUGCGCCCGUGAGCGCAUACAUGUGGAAGCAAGGCGGCAUGCUCAAGCUCUGGAAGCGGCGCUGGCUCGUUGUUAACCGCGACAUCAUCGCCUAUCAUGAGGACGAGGACUCGUAUCCGCCCAAGGGCGUCAUCCAACUCAGCUCCCUCCUGCAAGUUGUUGCCGGCAGAAGAAAGUGCCUGAACAAGAGCCGCAAGUGGCCCAACACGGCGCCCAACUGGCCCCAACUCAGCAAGAGCAACUACCCCAUGGCCAUCGUUGUGCCGCACCGCACGUUCUUCAUGUUCUUCUCGACGGCGCAGGACGGGCAGCGCGUGCUCGGUGCCAUCAGGGAGCAGUGGACUGCACUCGCACAGCAGACUGGCGGUGUCAACCCAGUCACCAUCGACGCAGACAAGCCAGAGGAGCGGAGUUCGCGUCGCAACACGACGACGGCUGAGGCCGAGAGCGUUUCCCAGCUGCUGGAUCUCUGUUCCGGCGGCGAAAUCGAUGCUGUGGAGAUGGUGGAGGAUGCUGUGGCCGCAAGCUUUGCUGCCUGCUUCCGCUCUGAUCUCCUCCUCAACCUCACGGCUACCCUGUGCAUGCGUGAGGCUGCCGUUAGGGAUUUCGUGGCCAAGUACCAGAAGUGGGAGCGGACACACGGCUAUCCGCCAACGUGUCGUGUUCUGUUCCACCCCUGCCACGACCUCGACCACUUGCUUGAGGCGGGACCCCAGACGAGCGCGUUCAGUGGCCUGCCCUCCCCACUUGGCGAUGCGUACUACUGCUUCCCUGAUGGAAAGAUUGUGUCGCACUACACACCGCCCGACGCCAGCGGCACGCGCCGCGUCGUUGCUGUCCUCGUCAUGCUUGGCCAGACUGGGGUGCGUGAGUCGCUGUAUCUGGACGAUCAAGUGACGCGUCAGGACCCCAUCAUGAUGCCAAACAUCGACCUCGCACAUCCACAGAACACCUCCCCACCCGUCGGCUGCCACAGCGCAGCAGGGCCAAAGCUAAAGCAGGUUGCUGUGUACGAAUCGCAGCAGAUUCUCCCCGUCUGCUCCAUCUCGUACCGCCUCCGCCUCCCGCUCCCAAACCCGUUUGUGGAGGAUGCGAAGGACGGAGAGUACCUGCGGAGUCUGGCGCAGGUGCCGCGCAUCUGGCCCGAGAUUGAGCAGAGCAUUCUCAUCGACGACCAGGCCAGGCUCGCACAGGGAUCACUGCCACUGACCAGGAAAGCGUUCCGGAUCUACAAAAUACAAAUGCACAGCAUCCAACGCAGGGCAACCAUGUCAAAGGCAAGCGUGUCGGACAUGCACGCGCAGUUCGGCGAGCUGCAGAAGCAUCUUGCGUCUUGCGUGGAGAAGCUGAUGCAAGACGCCAGUGCAUCCGGCAAGGCGAGAUCCAUCGCGUCAGACAAGCUGGAGACGGUGAACGUUGCGCUUCGUGCGUGCAUCGACAGCUUAACGCAACAACACAUGAACGGCGGUGACACCGAUCCCGGGUUGGAAACAGUGGACGAGGAGUCUGCUGCGUGAUGAUGAUGACGAUGAUGAUGAUGAUGAUGAUGAUGAU
This is a messenger RNA of Salpingoeca rosetta, 1912 nucleotides long. RefSeq lists its product as uncharacterized. Lineage: Eukaryota; Choanoflagellata; Craspedida; Salpingoecidae. The record is from RefSeq and is a predicted model, not a curated record. Bases 274 to 1875 code for a protein of 533 amino acids. The transcript has 10 exons.